GAGCAGUGCCCGACCUAAAAGUAAUAGAUACAGAUAUAAACAUGAGCUCCGGGGAGGUUAACGCCUCCACCCUGUUGGACUUCUUCAACCAGCUGAGCUCGAAGUCGAGCAGCAGCCUGGAGAGUAUGGCCAUCAAGGAGGAACCCCUCAGUGAGGAGGAUCUCAGAGCAUUACAAAAGGAUCGCCAAAAGAAGGAUAACCAUAACAUGAUUGAGCGGAGAAGGAGAUACAAUAUAAAUGAUCGAAUAAAGGAGCUGGGCACACUACUACCGAAGGAAGACGACCAAUAUUUUGAUAUUGUCCGGGAUGUACGGCAGAACAAGGGAUCAAUACUUAAAGCAUCAGUGGAAUAUAUCCGUAAACUCAAGAUAGAUCAAGAGAGGAAAAUAUUUCUUGAAGAAAAGUGUAAACUUCAAGAAUAUCAGAAUAAGAAACUACUUCUCAAACUUCAGGAGUAUGAGAGACACAUGAAAAGCUUUGGAAUAUCAGCAGUACAGUACAAUACAGUUCCAACCACUACCUGGAAGGACAGUACAGUGUACACUAAACCAGUUCCACAAUAUCAAACAAACAAACAUCUAGAUAUCAAAGAGGAGGAUACAGAUCUUGAUCUCAGUGAAGCCUGUAAUCUAACCAACAAGGAACUAGACGACCUAAUGGAUGAUGACACCCAUCCUGUCUCCUCCUGCGACCCAAUGCUGUCCUCUCCUGCCCCAUCCUCCACCCUCUCCUCCUCCUCACCCACCUCCAUCUACUCAAACGACGAUACCCUCUCCCCGGACUCUAUUGACCUGCUCUGACAGACCCCCGAGAGGACUGGAGGAUUCAAGACAGCUUCCAACCCUCUCAACAAAACCUUAAAGAGACAGAUUUCGGCAAAUGUUCAAAAGCUCCUCAGCGCCGACUUCUACAUGCUUUCACAAGAGAACAGCUUUUCCCGUCAGGAGAGUCGAGAUUCAUUGAUUGAGGUAGCGCUGGACAAUACGGAGCAAAUAGUAUCAAAACUACUUGGCAAGAACAGCAGAAAUGUUCUAAACUCGAGGCAGACAGCCCAAGAGCUGUGAUCCUAGCUUGUGUCAAUACCUGGUCACCACAGAGCUGUCAUUUCAGCUGUGCGGUCAACUUCUAGAAUCGAACUUAAUAUAGAAACAGUAACAAACAAGCUGUUAAAUUGUUAAACACUUACUUCCUGUACAUCUGAUAGAGUACAAUACUACUCUCUAGCUAUAUACUAGCUUAUUCUUUAUUUUCCUGUGAUGUUCAUAGCUAUUACUAAAUAGCCCGGUAGAGAUUAGUUGGCUAGGGUUUGUUAAUUUUUAGCUGCAGUGUGUUCAGAUAUACGUAAAUGCCUUCUCAUGUUAAGGAGAUCACACAAAAUCCUGUUAGACUAACUGUUAUAAUUAUAUAUCCAAGGAAAUUUUAUCAUAUGUUAAUUAAAUAAGGGAUCAAAUUUUGGAGCAGUGUUGGAUUUAUCAGCUCCGGACUUCUCCAUUCUUUAAGUGUUAAAUUUUUCAAGCUGAUUCUUUGUAAAUAUGAAGCAUAUCAAUGUUACACUCUGUUAUUAUCCUUGCUAUUUAAAUGUAUCCAGUUGUAUGGUUCAUCAAUACUUUUUUAUUACAACUCAAUUCUAAAAUCAAUCCAUUUUUGCAAACAAUGAAUUGAUUAAAAUUGACAAAUAUUGAGUUUAGCAACUAAAACAAUUGUACAAAUGCGCUAAGUAGCUGAUUUCAUUUACAAAGUGAACUAGGGAGCUGAUUAAAUGUACAAAUUUUAAGCAAUCAGCAAGCAGAUACAAUGUACACACAGUGAGCUCAGCAGCUGAUUUUUAGCAGCUUAUUUAAUGAACAAAUUGCUACAAUUGUAGAUACAAGCAAAUACUUAGCGAAGCAGCUAACUAAUUGUAUAAUUUUUAAACUAAGUAGUUGAUUUAAUGUACAAACAAUAAGUUAAACAGCUUGGUAGAGCUAAGCAGCUUAUUGCGUGUACAAAUGUCCAUAUAUAUGAAACAAACACUAAGCGAAGCAGCUAACUUUUCAAACUAAGCAGCUGAUUAAAUGUACAAAUAGUGAGCUAAAUAGCUGAUUAAAUGUACAAAUAGUUAGCUAAAUGGCUGAUUAAGUGUACAAAUAGUGAGCUAAAUGGAUGAUUAAAUGUAAAAAUAGUGAGCUAAAUGGCUGAUUAAAUGUACAAAUAGUGAGCUGAAUGGCUGAUUAAAUGUACAAAUAGUGAGCUGAAUGGCUGAUUAAAUGUACAAAUAGUGAGCUAAUUGGCUGAUUAAAUGUAAAAAUAGUGAGCUAAGUAGCUGAUUAAAUGUACAAAUAAAGUUCAAGCCGCUGAUUCAAUGCAACCUAACUGGUUAAAAAAUACAUCCAGAGUUAUUAUUCUUAAUUAGAAAUUUGACCAAAUUUGUAGUCAGAAAACAAAGAUCGAGCAGAAGAAAAAACAGCUGAUACCUUGCUCAACAGCUGAUAAUAUUAAAUAACUGAAAUCAGCUGAUUGGCCAGUCACCUUUGUUUAACAUUAUUAUUAUGUCUACAUAAUGUCUCUGUUACUGAAUGAGUUUGUAUAAAAGGAAUAUUGGUUUACUGAAAAGACUCUCAAACAUUUUAAUACAAUAUUAACCUGGUAUUACGGUAUUACAGGCAGGGUUAGGUCGAUAAACAUGGCAACCGUAGUGUGCACUGUUACAACAGUUAUCCAUUUUGUAGUAUCAUUUGUUCUUGACAUAACCCUGUUCUAGAAUAUUCCAAUUUUUGUGUGCUUUUACUUUUGAAUUCCUUAAGUUGCUGGAGUACUUUUACUUCAAUACCUUCCUGGAGUAAUAUUCCUUCAAUGUAUUUCUGGAGUACUUUUACUUCAAUAAAUUCCUGUAGUACUAUUCCUUCAAUAUAUUACUGGAGUACUAUUCCUUCAAUAUAUUCCUGGAGUACUAUUUCUUCAAUACCUUCCUGGAGUACUAUUACUUCAAUAUAUUUCUGGAGUAUUGAUCCUUCAAUACAUUCCCGGAGUACUAUUCCUUCAAUAUAUUCCUGGAGUACUAUUCCUUCAAUGUAUUUUGGAGUACUUUUACUUCAAUACAUUCCUGGAGUACUAUUCCUUCAAUGUAUUUCUGGAGUACUUUUACUUCAAUAAAUUCCUGUAGUACUAUUCCUUUAAUAUAUUCCUGGAGUACUAUUCCUUCAAUAUAUUCCUGGAGUACUAUUUCUUCAAUAUAUUCCUGGAGUACUGAUCCUUCAAUAUAUUCCUGGAGUACUGAUCCGUCAAUAUAUUCCUGGAGUACAAAUUCUGCAACAUAUUCCUGGAGUACUGAUCCUUAAAUAUAUUUCUUGAGUAUUGAUCCAUUAAUAUAUUCCUGGAGUACUGAUCCAUCAAGUAUUGAUAGUUAUAAAACAAUGAUUCUUUAAAGUUUCAGAACCUUUAUAAUUCGUGUUAUUUGAAACAGUUUGAUCUUAAAAAGACUUUAUUAAGAAUUUAAUUGUCGUAACACCUUGAAAUCAUGACUGCCAGCCACUGUAAACUUGAUCUAAAAUCUGAUUUACUUUCAAUACUCGGGUUCCGAACCAUCUAACAUGUUUUGUAAAACAAAGUAUUUGUGAGCAAAAUGCAGCAGUUUUAUUUACAGCUGAAACCAGUUUAAAAGGUACACAAGGAUAUUUUAGACAUGCCCUUUAACGAUAUUAAUGCUUUGAGGUCUCUGGAUGUUGGCUUUCCCAUAGUAUUUAUGGAUAAUUGUUAUAUUUAAAAAUCAGAUUUAUUUAUUAAAUUCACUGUAGAUUUAUUGUACAUGUAUGACAGAAAAUGACAAAAUAUCAUUGUGAAAAUGAAUCGAUAAAUGAUUAUUAAAAAUAAAAUAAUUUAUGAAUUUGAAAGACGGUAAAAUACAGUGAAUUAUUACACAAAUAUCUACAAAAAACGUGUGAAUGCGUUUUGAUUUUUAAUCGCUGAUCUUCUUUUUCUUUUUUAAGUCUCUGGGACCAAUUAUUAAACAAGGAUGACCAUUUGAACAAUUAAUUAUAUUUAGUUGUUAUUAUCAAUCAUUAUGAUUUUGAAUUAUUAAUGUAGACCCAUGAUAAACCAACCGUCAUUCACACGUUUUUAUCAAAACUGCACUCGGCACCUUCCCCAAAUUAUACAAAUCAAUAAACUUUUUUUUCCAAAUACAAAAAUAGAAUCUGAAUUUACUUCAUACUGAAAAAAGAUGCACUUAUAAAAGAAAACUAAUAUUUCAAAUUGUUUGUUGCCGAGUGUUUGUGUUUGAGUAGUUUAGCUGAGUUUAGGGGUACACCAUGUACACCCUGUAUAUCUGUUUUAACAUUAUUUGCUGAUAGUUUAGGGGUACACCCUGUACACCCUGUAUAUCUGUUUUAACAUUAUUUGCUGAUAGUUUAGGGGUACACCCUGUACACCCUGUAUAUAUGUUUUAACAUUAUUUCCUGAUUAGGAUUUGUUAGCAAUAAAAUAUAAACCACAA
Molecule: messenger RNA, 4471 nt
Organism: Eurytemora carolleeae
Lineage: Eukaryota; Metazoa; Arthropoda; Copepoda; Calanoida; Temoridae
Product: transcription factor EC
Exons: 5
Coding region: 42-800 (252 amino acids)
Biological process (GO): regulation of transcription by RNA polymerase II
Cellular component (GO): nucleus
Molecular function (GO): RNA polymerase II cis-regulatory region sequence-specific DNA binding; protein dimerization activity; DNA-binding transcription factor activity, RNA polymerase II-specific
Source: RefSeq, a predicted model, not a curated record